Messenger RNA from Microthlaspi erraticum, 873 nucleotides. Lineage: Eukaryota; Viridiplantae; Streptophyta; Magnoliopsida; Brassicales; Brassicaceae. The record is from the annotation of a GenBank genome assembly.
AUGAUGAAGAAGAAGAGUAUGUCGAUUGCAACUGAGAGAUCCUGUUUAGAUUUUGACCGUUUGGUGUGUACUGCACUUAGAGACACUCAAUCGAACAGCAUCUAUGGCGUUGAGAGAUGUUUCGAUAUUCUGCGAUACUUGAAGAGUUUGAAUCUCUCUGUAAAAGAUGUUGUUCGACACUCUAGAGCUAUACACUCUUUGCAGUGUCUGAGAGAUCACGAAAACCCUAAGAUUCGAAUGGGAGCUGUCGUCUUGUUCAACUCCUGGUUGAAGACGCUUUAUUCCCGCGGAGGAGACCCUUCUUCUUCUGAUUGCAACAAAGCUAUUCCCUUGAAUCUGAAGAAACCUGAAGAUGUUGUCAAACUAUGUUCCAAGUCGAAGAAGAAACAUGUUUCUGUUCAGAAGAAAGAAGAUGAGGGAUGUGGGGCUCAUGAAACCAAAGAGAUUAGACAAAAUCUGAAGAAGCCUGCCGUUUGCAACUCUGUUCCAACAAAAUCAAGGCCUCGCCAGAUGAAAAAGCAGCCGCCUUUGAAAGAUUCUCAAAACCCUAAAGAUUGUCCAGCCUUGAAGAAGAAUUCAACGGAGAUGUUGGAGCUAUUCGAAAUAGCCAAGAAAUCAGCAGAUGUGGCCAACACAAAGGGACUUCUCUUGGCUAAAGCAGAGACAUCAAUCUGCGUGGAAACUCUCUCUUUACUCAUGAGUUUCCCAAUCAGCUCUACAGCUACUGAUACUAGGCGGAUCAUGGAGAAGCUUUCACAUCUUACAAGGCACAAAGAUCGCAAAGUUUGCAAUUCUGCAUCUUCACUUUUACACCAUUGGAGUCAGAGCAUCAAAGAUCAACAACACAAAGAUGCCCGUAAAUCUCAAGGCUAA